GGGGCGGGGCUGACUGUUGCAUAGCAACGGAGGGCGGAGCGCAGCGCGCGCAGCCUCAGUCUCGCUGGAACCCGUGCCGUCCGCCCCUUAAGAGGCUCGAGCUGUCGCGUCUGCCUCGCGCUUGCUCUCCGGGUCCUGCUACCGCGCGUAGGACGCUUCCCAUACUUUGCCGCCAGGCUCCUCGUUUCGAAGUCCGCCGCGGCGAACAUGGCCUCAGGAGUUCAGGUUGCGGAUGAAGUAUGUCGCAUUUUCUAUGACAUGAAAGUUCGGAAAUGCUCCACGCCAGAAGAAGUCAAGAAAAGAAAGAAGGCUGUAAUUUUUUGUCUCAGUGCAGACAAAAAGUGCAUAGUUGUUGAGGAAGGCAAAGAGAUCCUGGUUGGAGACGUUGGUGAGACCAUAACCGAUCCUUUCAAGCAUUUUGUGGGAAUGCUUCCUGAGAAAGAUUGUCGCUACGCUUUGUAUGAUGCAAGCUUUGAAACCAAGGAGUCCAAAAAAGAAGAGCUGAUGUUCUUCUUGUGGGCACCAGAACAUGCGCCUCUGAAAAGCAAAAUGAUCUAUGCGAGCUCGAAGGACGCCAUCAAGAAGAAAUUUCAAGGCAUAAAGCAUGAGUAUCAAGCAAAUGGACCAGAAGACCUCAAUCGGACUAGUAUUGCAGAAAAGCUCGGUGGCUCCUUAAUCGUAGCUUUUGAAGGAUCCCCUGUUUAGAUCAUCAGCCAGUGCCACAAAUUGAAAGCUUCCAUGUCUAACACUAUCCUUUCACUAUAGAAGUAAAGCAAAUAUACUAGGUCAGGAUCUCACUGAGGGGAAUUUGUCUUGUCAUCUUUAUAGUAAACUAAAAAUUCUAUAGAUGUGUGCAAAUACCAACACCUACAUAAAUCUAGCCUCUAAAGUUUCAUUGGUGUGGAAUUAUUCUUAUUGGCCAAAUGCCUACUUUCAUCAAGUGACUUAACAAAGAUUUUUGUUGAGCUCAGGAUUUUAAUAACACAGUUCACAAAACAGUACAAGGCAAUGUGAAGCGAACUCUAAAUCUUCACUAACCUCAGCAGUUACUUUUGUUUCCUUUGCUUAGAAAACUGAUUGUAAUCUAUGUAUAAUUUUCAUCCAAAUUCUAUUUUUCCUUGACUUAAACAAAAUAAUGAGGUAUAAUUUCCUUUAGUGUGUACAACACUAAUAUACACUAACAGCAGUAACUAAGCCAGGCAGUCUUCAUUCAUCAGAUAUAUUAUGAGACUGCUUCAGAAUUGUGUCUGCUUAGAAUUCACGCUGUUCUUGCAGCACACCAUCCAGAGCACGGUGCUGGAAUGCAGGAAGCAGCCCUGUACCUGCAGCAAGAGGCUCCCUGGGCUGGGAAACUGCUUAUAGUGACUUUGUGUGUUAGAAAUCAUGGUAUAUCCUCAGGAGAAUGUUCAGUGUCUUGUAACAACUAAUUAUAUUGCAAAUUAGGGCUUCAUUGUAAUCUACUUCAUUAAUGAAAAAUGAUAAAGCAGUGUAUUUAAAAAUGUCAGGGUGCUCUCAAUCUUUAAUUUCUCCUUCAGAACCCUACUGCGUCUGGUAUAGUAGGAUGUGGAAGAGUGUUGUGUUUCCUAUGGGGCCUGGGAGGAUGCAAAUCCCUAGAGCAGUUUACCAGCUGUGUGGGAAGCGGGAACAGGUACCACGGAUGGCACUCACGGGGGCCUGCCUAACGACACUUGGAAGUGAUAACAUCACAGGCAUGAUACCACACAGUGUAGAGAUGCACAAGCAGCUGAACUUAGAAGUAGCAAUGCUGGCUUUAUGUAAUAAAGGAAGCAUUUGUAACU
This is a messenger RNA of Arvicola amphibius (Eurasian water vole), 1799 nucleotides long. RefSeq names its product destrin, actin depolymerizing factor (gene Dstn). The transcript has 4 exons. NCBI's taxonomy places the organism in Eukaryota, Metazoa, Chordata, Mammalia, Rodentia, Cricetidae. Gene Ontology annotation, cellular component: actin cytoskeleton; cytoplasm; actin cortical patch. Gene Ontology annotation, biological process: cell motility; actin filament fragmentation; actin filament severing. Gene Ontology annotation, molecular function: actin filament binding. The record is from RefSeq and is a predicted model, not a curated record. The coding region runs from base 208 to 705 and encodes 165 amino acids.